Molecule: messenger RNA, 1125 nt
Organism: Malaya genurostris
Lineage: Eukaryota; Metazoa; Arthropoda; Insecta; Diptera; Culicidae
Product: lipase 3-like
Exons: 2
Coding region: 1-1125 (374 amino acids)
Biological process (GO): lipid metabolic process
Molecular function (GO): hydrolase activity, acting on ester bonds
Source: RefSeq, a predicted model, not a curated record
AUGGAGAAUAAUAAAACUCGUCCACAGGAAGAUACUAUAACCCGUCACGGGCAUCCGGUUGAGGUUCACAAAGUUUCCACACGGGACGGUUACAUAUUAAGUGUUGUACGAAUACCAAGAAAUGGUCGUCAACCGGUCCUUCUGGUGCAUGGUUUACUAUCGUCGUCGGCCGAUUGGACAGCGUUGGGGAAUCAAUCAUUGGGUUUGCGUAUCUUUGGAGCCGACUACGACGUUUGGCUAAUGAAUGCUAGAGGAAAUGCCUUUUCCCGUCGCCACUCCAAGAUCAGUGCCACUAGUAAGAAGUUCUGGGCGUUCAGUUGGCAUGAAAUCGGAAUUUACGAUCUUCCUGCAGUGAUAGACCACAUUCUACAGGUAACUAGUUAUCAAUCGUUACAUUAUAUCGGCCACUCUCAGGGGUGUACGGUUUUUUGUGUAAUGAGUUCAAGUUUACCGCAGUAUGAUCGUAAGAUUAAAACUGGCCACUUGAUGGCACCGGCUGUCAUGAUGUUUCGUACUUACUCACCGCUUAUUCGAGCGAUAAUUCCGAUGACAAAAGAGCUCAAAAUGUUUCAUAAACAGAUGCUGGCUGGGUUGUUGGGAUAUUGGGAAAUCCUCGGUCGGUCUGACGACUCCUUUCUCGGAACAAUGGAGGCCACUAUGCUGCAAUCUAUACCACCAGAAACAUUCAUGUUCGUAGUGAAUGCAAUUUCUGGAAUGCGACCACUGCAAAUUAAUCAAUCAAAGCUAAUUAGGCAAAUAAUUGAAACAUUCCCGUCGGGGUCGUCAUUGCUGCAACUCGAACACUACGCUCAAGUAAUUUCAUCCGGAAAUUUCCAACAGUUUGACCACGGAACUAAGGAAAACCGGGUACGGUAUAACGCUUCGAAACCACCCAGCUACAGACUGGAGCGGAUUCAAUCUCCGUUGGCGCUUUACUACAGUGAUAAUGAUUGGUUGGUAGCGGUGAAGGAUGUUCAACAACUGAAGUCGAGGCUGCGAAAUCUAGUUUUCGAGUAUCAUGUCGAAGCACCACAGUUCAAUCACGUAGACUUUUUGUUCGAUAAGGAUGCUUCUAAGUUAUACGAUGAAAUCAUACGGAUUCUGAAGGAAAGCGAUAGUCAAUAG